CAAUGAAAUCUAAACACACUCUUUUCUUACUCUGAGUGAGGAAGGAAUUAUGUAGCACUUGAACCAAUCAUUCUCAUCAAGGACACCAACGGUUCCACCAUAAGCCCAAAUACCUAUUACGACAACCCCGCUAACUCCGGCUGCAAAUUACUGCGGAAUUGAGUGGUAGGGAGACCUAACCUUCAAGUUAUGGGAUUACCAACACUACGCACAAUUGCAGCAAUCCACAACUAUUAGAUCCCUCGCCGCUAUACAUGCUUUCAUGAAAUAAAACCAAAUCUUGAAUUGGUUCAUCUAAGUAUUCAAAAUUAACGUUGACAGCUAUGGCAACCACUAUCAAGCCAACGAUUGUCAUCAUCCAUGGCGGUUGGCACACUCCCGAGAGCUACGAGGACCUCGUCACCUCUUUAGAGUCAUCUGGCUAUGAGGUGCACGUCCCGCGCAUGCCGUCAAUGAACCAAGUGCGCCCACCGAACGCCGGCCUCGUGGAAGAUACAACACUCAUCCGCGAUUACGUCAGUAGCCUAGUGCGAGCCGGAUGUCACGUCGCGGCCAUUAUGCACUCAUACGGAGGGCAAGUCGGCACCAACGCAUUACACGGCCUAGGUCUCGAAGUGCGAUCCGCCAAAGGUCUCAAAGGCGGGGUCUCCCAUCUCAUAUACGUAACCGCGUACGCCGGCAUCGAGGGCAGUCGUAUGAUGGAUAAAGUAGAGGAGUUCGGCCACAUGCACUUAGUGCCGAUAGCCUUUGACUUCGCCGACGACGGCACCGCGCUAUCCCGGGAUUUCAAGGGCUUGGUUGUGGGGCCCGGCCGCGAUGAGGCGGAUACCGAGGCUUAUGUUAAGACGCUCAGUCGCUGGAAUGGGAGGGCUAUGUAUGAGCCGCUUGAACACUCGGCUUGGCGCGAGAUCCCCGUGACUUAUGUUUAUACUACGGCUGAUAUGACGGUGCCGAUUGAUUACCAGAAGGCUAUGGUUGGUGAGCUUGAGAAGGCGGGUGUGGAGGUAAGGACUUGGGAGAUUGCGACGGGGCAUUGUCCGAAUGUUACGGCUACGCGGGAUUUGGUGGAAACGAUUAACAAGACGCUGGGUGGCUGAAGAGUUAUCCUGUGUGUAAUUAGCGACUCACACCCGCUGUAGAAGAGCCGAAGUCUAGAACAUCAACCUAUCAUACAGAAGAUUGUCACCAAUGGUGCGGACUGUGGGGGCAUAUAUGAAUAUACUGGCUACAUUUUGAUAACUAAGGUAAAAGCUGACAAAAUCGUCUGGA
Molecule: messenger RNA, 1269 nt
Organism: Hypoxylon trugodes
Lineage: Eukaryota; Fungi; Ascomycota; Sordariomycetes; Xylariales; Hypoxylaceae
Product: alpha/beta-hydrolase
Exons: 1
Coding region: 324-1097 (257 amino acids)
Source: RefSeq, a predicted model, not a curated record